Solea solea (common sole) is the source of this 797-nucleotide messenger RNA. It is a transcript of the gene atp6v1g1, whose product is annotated as ATPase H+ transporting V1 subunit G1. Gene Ontology annotation, molecular function: proton-transporting ATPase activity, rotational mechanism. Gene Ontology annotation, cellular component: vacuolar proton-transporting V-type ATPase complex. Bases 113 to 469 code for a protein of 118 amino acids. Gene Ontology annotation, biological process: proton transmembrane transport. NCBI's taxonomy places the organism in Eukaryota, Metazoa, Chordata, Actinopteri, Pleuronectiformes, Soleidae. The transcript is spliced from 3 exons. The record is from RefSeq and is a predicted model, not a curated record.
AGCGUGACGUAUCAUCAGCUGACAGCUGUCGCAGAAGUCGAAUCUUUCCGUCGACCUUCGUCUCGGUGAACCAGUCCCCUUUCAGCCGCAGAGCGCAGCUCCUGUCCACGCUAUGGCGAGUCAGUCUCAGGGUAUCCAGCAGCUGCUGCAGGCCGAGAAGAGAGCGGCCGAGAAGGUGGCGGAAGCCCGUAAACGUAAGAACCGGCGUCUGAAGCAGGCGAAGGAGGAAGCACAGGCUGAGAUCGAGCAGUAUCGUCUGCAGAGAGAGAAGGAGUUCAAGACCAAGGAGGCUGCUGCCCUUGGUUCCCAUGGUAACAGUGCGGUGGAGGUCGACCGUGACACAGUGGAGCGGAUGGGUCGUAUCCAGGCGAGUUACCGCGGUAACCGGGAGGCGGUGCUGGGCGAGCUGCUGCGACGCGUCUGCGACAUCCACCCGGAGUUCCACGCUAACUACCGCGUGGCUGGCUGAGGGGGGGCAGGGGGAGUGGCCAUGAGGUACCUGGGAGGGUUCCAGAUUGAAGGGGGGCGGAGCAAAACGGGAGACAUGGAUGUUGGCAACACGAGUGACCAAAUACGAGACAAAUAUUUAUUGUGGAAGCGUUUUCCUGUUCCGAGCUUAAAUAAAUGUUGUGUUACUGUGUUGAUGUUUACAGAUCUAAAUAUCAAAAUUAAUAUUUGUUUGUUUGUUUUUGUUAAAUCUUUAACACGUCACUGUAUCUUUGUCAGGACAGAGAAUCAAGCAACAGGUUUUACGUUAGAUUCAAGACUUAAGUCGUACAUGACAUCAUCUUAGACGA